AAGCACUUAGAAAGGCCGGCACGGUACACGUGGUGGGUGCCCGGUGCGACGCCAAGCCGCCUUUGUCUCCCCGGUGGCGAUGUUUACUACACACCGCACUAGGUACUCAUUUGAGGCCGAGUCGACCUAGGCGAGGCCCAGGACCGGUUCAGAUAAUCGGCCCCCAUAGCGGCCAUGACACGGGGACGGUGAACUUGGGCCGCGCGUGACGUCACGUGACCCGCGACACCGGAAGCUCGCGAAAGGGGCGGGACCCAAGCGGAAUCUCGGACUGUGACAUCACCGUGACGCGAAAGACCGACAUCCGGUUUCGUGGCUCGUGCGCUCAGUGUUGGGAAGACCGCGUGGAGGAGGCGGAAGUCAGCAGCUGGAGCCACUCCGAGCGGACACUCGAACAGAGACCUAGACGGUGUGAGACGCAAAACACUCUGGUAGUCCUGCUCUACACGUCGCCAACAUGGAGAUGAGCCGAUGUACCAAGAGAAAAAGGAAAUGCGUGAGAUGGAGUGCGCUCUCAGACUCAAAAGGAGGAGCCUCUAUCAAGUGCAAAACCCCGCAAGGUAAAACAGGAGCACCUAAAUUUUCGGUAUGAGGUGCUGAAGACAAUUGGGGAGGGCGGUCAAGGCAUAGUGGUCAAGUGUCUUGACCACAUGACAAACAUCCUGGUGGCGGUGAAAAUACACGGAACUCCAUUGAGCGCCAUUGAUAAUAAUUUCCAGUUGAGGGAGAUAAAAAUCGGGAUCAUACUUCAGGAGAGUGACACCGACGACUCCAACAUCAUCAAGAUGUUGGAUUGGUUCCAGUUCAGGAAGCACUACACCAUCGUCUUGGAGCUGUUGAGUGGAACUUUGGAUGAUUGGAUUGGUAACAGGAAAGCCAAGUCCCUUCGGAUGGAGAUGGUGAAAAUCUACACCAAGGGGAUCCUCACGUCCCUACGUCACAUCCAUUCAAAGACAAUCAUUCACGGUGACCUCAAGCCUGAAAACAUAUUGGUCAAGGACUGCGUGGCAGGGACCAUAAAGGUCACCGACUUUGGACACAGCUUCGUUGAGGGUUAUCAAACCUCCUUGAUCUUCGGUACCGUCAAGUACAUGUCUCCGGAGGGAUUCUUGGGCUACUCGUCCACCAACUCGGUUGACAUGUGGGCUCUGGGAUGCACGGUGGCGAAGAUAGCAACCGGAAAAUCCAUCUUCGAACCCAUAAACUUCUACGAUCAGUUGGUGUGCUGCAUGGAGGUACUGCCCACACAGCAGCACUUCACUCUUGAUUCAUAAUACAUUCUUGACCAAGUAACGAUUUGGUCAUCCGUGCAAGCACUUAAAGCGCCACUUGUAGUUUAAGCUCACCCACCACCAGUAAGUUGAAGAGCAAUUCUCCAAAUUAAGUCUAGUAAUGAGAAACAUUUCCCUUGAAGCUACAUCCAGCACAUUCAGGACCAUAACGUGUGCACACAAUGGCCUACUCUUUUCGAAUAACGUCAUGGGGUCUUUAACAUCUGCUGCGAAUAUAGCAGACGGCACGUACAACUUUACGGUUUGUACAUCGCAAGUAAAAAUUGGGCGGCCAGAUCUGAACCAGGAAACUCUGCAACGGGAGGCAGAUGUGCUACUGCUGGGCCAUGCCACGACCACUACCCUGCACCUGUGGGUGAACCGUGGGGAGUAGUAGCGUAGUGGUUAGCGCACUGAGCUAUGAACCUGGUGACCCGAGUUUGAUUUCUGCUUACAGGCAACAUUGUUAACAAAUACCUGAACUGGACACAGGCCGACAGCGUUAAAUGAGCACCUGGCGCUAUGGAACCAAUCCCCUAGUGUGCUGCGCUGGCCUUAAUAGGUGCUCACCAACAGUACUCGCUACAACAGUCAGUUGCGUUUAUAUGAAGGAACUUUGUUUUUGUGUGAACCGCGUGUAGGUCCUGGGGCUGCCUCCGGACUACUUGGUGAAUAAUGCUCCUAAAAGAAAUAAAUACUUUGGUAAGUUUAAGGGACAAGCUGACUGGAAUACAUCUAAGGCGGGAGGGCCCAGGGCUGUUGUAUCUUUGGGGGGGCCCUCUUUGUAUAUUAAAUUCCUUCUAUGCAGUUUUUACAUCAUGGUUCGUAAUUUUCAGGCAAGGCCACGUAAUGAUCUGACCAUUUGUGCCGAUGAGAUCCACCGCCACCCGACAGCCAAACAAAUGAAAGUUGAACAUGUAAAGCUUUUUUAUGAGCCAACUGUUCUUGUUUCAGCUCAACCACUGAUAAAUUCUUGAACAUCGAUUUUCACAACCGACUUUCACCAUUAAGCAUCAGCAGAGAUCCAGGAAAUCGGCCUGAAAAUCUUGUACAUGUGGCAAUUUGGUCUUACAGCAAAAAAAAUGGCUCAGUCAUUAAGUGGUCUGACCCAAAAAUCAACAAUGCAUCAUACAUAUUUUCCUUUGUCUUACCAACACCAAUGCCAGAUGAUGCAAAACACUCCAUUAUGAUUCACAUUGGUUAUUUGACUUAUGCAUUUCAAAUGUGUAUAAAUUGUAAAGUUCAGUCUUAGUCAAAAUAACUCACAUUUGGCGGGCCAUUAUGUUAGUGUUCCAGUGUAAUCCUAAUGGAGUAAUUUGCAGCUUCAAUUUUCACAUUGGCAAAACUUGGUCCGUAAUGCUGGCACAAAAUGGCCUACUUCACAGAAUCUGUAGCGUCCACCGUGAAACAAACUGCAAAUUUGUUGUGGUUAAUGCACCCCUGCAGUAUAACCAGGGUGGCCUGCCAGAUGGUAACCACAAACUUUGGCAACAGGUGGCAAAAUCGCAACUGCUGGGGUUGGGGGCCCACACAGUGUGAUUGGCCCCUGGCCCUGCACCCACCUAUGGACAGCCCUGCUUACAAGCAGUACAUUCCUUUGCCAAAUUUGGACCUUGAUGCCAGCCUACUCUCGCAAAGUACGUGAUAAGAUCUUUAACAUCCUCUAUGAAGCAAACAGCGAGUAUUUUUAGGGUUAACGCACCCGCAGCAUUAACCAGAGCGGCCACUGAAUUCGCACCGUGAACCUCUGCAACAAGUGGCAAACAAUGCGCGAACGCUGGGCCAUGUCACAGGAGAUGAGCUCAUGUGGCAUUGGAUGAUGUGGAGCUGGUUGGACUUGCUGAUGACUUUUACCAGCGGUGUUAAGAUCGGUUUUGUGAAAGACGACACAAGGCAGUGCCAGGCAAGGUGCACUUUUAGGCUACCGGGCAGUUGGA
This is a messenger RNA of Petromyzon marinus (sea lamprey), 3208 nucleotides long. Lineage: Eukaryota; Metazoa; Chordata; Hyperoartia; Petromyzontiformes; Petromyzontidae. The record is from RefSeq and is a predicted model, not a curated record.